Toxotes jaculatrix (banded archerfish) is the source of this 2249-nucleotide messenger RNA. It is a transcript of the gene qtrt1, whose product is annotated as queuine tRNA-ribosyltransferase 1. The coding region runs from base 225 to 1298 and encodes 357 amino acids. Lineage: Eukaryota; Metazoa; Chordata; Actinopteri; Toxotidae. The record is from RefSeq and is a predicted model, not a curated record. Gene Ontology annotation, cellular component: cytosol. Gene Ontology annotation, molecular function: tRNA-guanosine(34) queuine transglycosylase activity. The transcript has 10 exons.
CGUGUUCUUUUAAGUGCAUCAGCUAAAUAUUCUGUCAAUCGAAACGGACGGAAAACUCGCAAAACAAAACUUCCUCUACACAAACACCAUCCGGUCAGGGGAGACGACAUCCGAUCGAAACCGGUGCUCCUCUCUCACUGCGAAUCGUUGCUGAAUGCUCAGUGACAAAAGCAAGAGCUUGUGAUCUAAUACUGCCACACUGCGCCGUCAGCACCCCGGUUUUCAUGCCUGUCGGUACUCAGGGGACUCUGAAGGGAAUCACUGUGGAUCAGCUGGAGGGUCUUGGAUGUCAGAUUUGUCUUGGGAACACAUACCACCUGGGCAUGAGACCGGGACCUGAUUUGAUCGAGAAAGCCAAUGGAUUACAUGGGUUCAUGAACUGGAGGAGAAAUCUUUUAACAGACAGUGGAGGCUUUCAGAUGGUGUCUCUUGUUGAACUCUCAGAGGUCACAGAGGAAGGGGUCAAGUUCAAGUCCCCCUAUGAUGGCAAAGAGAUCCUUCUAACUCCAGAGAAAUCCAUCAGCAUACAGAACAGUUUGGGGUCAGACAUCAUGAUGCAGCUGGACGAUGUGGUCAGCAGUACUGUGACAGGACCGCGGGUAGAGGAGGCUAUGCACAGAUCCAUUCGCUGGCUGGACCGCUGCAUAGCAGCCAAUAAAAAUCCAGACAAACAGAACCUUUUUGCCAUCAUACAGGGAGGGUUGAAUGCAGACCUGCGCAAGGCUUGUCUAGAUGAAAUGACUCAGCGCGAUGUUCCUGGUUUUGCCAUCGGAGGCCUGAGUGGAGGAGAGGAGAAGGAUGACUUCUGGAGGAUGGUAACGCUAAGCACUGACCACCUGCCACGAGAAAAGCCUCGAUACCUCAUGGGUGUGGGGUAUGCAGUGGAUUUGGUGGUGUGUGUCGCUCUGGGAUGUGAUAUGUUUGACUGCGUGUUCCCCACACGCACUGCAAGGUUUGGUUCUGCCUUGGUGCCUUGGGGAUCUCUCCAGGUAAAACAUAAGCAGUAUGCCAAGGACUUCCAGCCCAUAGACCCAGACUGCCAGUGUCCCACCUGCAAGAGACAUAGUCGAGCUUACCUGCAUGCUCUGUUUAAGAGUGACACUGCAGCCAUGCAUCACAUCACCAUCCAUAACAUUGCCUACCAGCUCACCCUGAUGCGCUCUGUGAGACAGAGCAUUGUGGAGGGCCGCUUCCCCGAGUUUAUACGGUCGUUCAUGAAGCGGAUGUUUCCCUCUCGUGACCAGUACCCCAGCUGGGCUGUGGACGCUUUUGCCUCUGUCAAUGUCACAUUGGAAUAGAACUUGGAAGGAGACAGUUUUACUUUAAAUGGACAUAAAUGUCAGUGACUGAAACAUUUUGUAUCUUUUAAAUGACUUGUUUUUAAGGAUGAUUGUUUUCUACUCUUUGUUUAUAUUUGUAUUUGCCUCGCCCGUUUUGUAGGCGGUGAAGCAAAUGGCUUUUGAUCCAAAGGGAUAAAGCCUGAUUGCCUUUUACAACAACCUUCUUUACUCAGCCUCUGAAAAUUACAGAGUAUAUAUUAUGAAAAUGUGAGACUGAAUGGGGUUUAAAUGAGGUUUGAAACACAUGAACUAUCUCCUCUGAUAUGCUCAGACACUUUUUGUUGUUACCAUGGCUACACAGCUAGGCCCACCCACUUGAAAUGAAAUGUUUUUCCUUCCUGUCAACCUCUUUGUAUUUUUUUUUUUUUUGUGCCUGAGCAUAUUACAGAUAAAUCUAUGUGUAUUCUGGUGUUUUAACCUACAUCCUAACUGACUAGUUGUUGUCACCUAACUGUUUGAUCACAUAAAUGAACCUAGCUCACAAUAGAUUGUGUGCUUGUAUCAUGAUGACCACCAGAGGGCAAAAUAGACAAAAUCAGUGACAGUAAAACUGAAUGAUAUUCAGUAUAAAUUUCCUAAUAGAGCAAGCAGCAGUUCAGCUGUCUCUCGGUAAAAAUAACAUAUGAUUACAGUUAGAUUAGGAAUAUGAGCUGAAAUGUAGGAGGGUGCAAAAACACUGACAAAAGAAUUAUUCACAGUCCAAAUUCUGCAUCUAUCUAAAUAGAAUCAAAUCAUUCUUAAGGCCCUUUGUUCUUUUUUUCCUCAUCAAUUCAAUGGGCAAUAAUGCUUUCUGACCCUCUGAGUGAAUGUCUUGUUUGGAGCUUACAGAGGUGCUGGUCUGUCAAGGCUCAUUUGUGCGUGAUUAAUAUUAAUCAUUGGAAGUUAAUUUGAAUAACACCUGUUGUCUGU